UAAUUAUAACAUCUUGUUUUUCUGUGUGACUCGCAAUCUAUAGAGAAAUAUUUGUAUUUGAACGGGAAUGAGGAAGAGAUUUAAUAAAGACUGUAAAACAAGGGAAAUUUAGUUUUAUACAGUCGCAGGUACAUUUCAAGGUGAACUUCUCACAUAAAACAGAUGGGUCUGACACUGAAAACAAACACAUGCAAAAAAUAUCUGACUCUCUGUAAGAAUCAAAGCUUGCUUGAAAGAAGAGUUGACACAAACUGUUGUGGUCGGGAUAAAGCAUGAACUACAAAUUCGAGCCUGCUGGGAGGAGGAGUUUUCAUCCAGCAGGAAGUACUAUGCCACAGGAAGGGAAGGUAGUACGGGCUUGUUCCAGACCUUCUGCUGAAUCUCUCAUGUUGGGAUGAGGAGAGGAGGGUUUUUCUAUCGAUGUUGUUGACUUAAAAAUACAACCAGUGCAAACUAACUGAGUUUACAAAAAAUGCGCACACUUCUUAGGCUUGGUCAAAAAUCUCCAUUCUUCCUCAUGUAAAUCAAGGCUUAGACAAAUAAUCUGUCUCGCUCACGGUCUCCAGCAUUCUAGAUCCAUACAGAAUUGAUUUCACUUAAUCAGCGCCAUCCUUUAAAACAAACCAAAAUAAACCCAGUCCAAUUUGGCAAAAAUGAGAGGUCAUCACAUCUGUAAGCUACCAGGAAGAGUUAUGGGAAUCCGACUACUUCGCUUCUCUUCUGUGGUGAUCUUUCUCUUACUCCUCGUGGCAGGUGCUUUAAUGGCUUUGCUUCCUAACACUAAAGAUGACAAAAUGCCCAAUUUGCGAAGGGAACCAAAAUCCCAGAGCCAAUCUGCCUUGGAUUCAUUUACUCUUGUUAUGCAGACAUACAAUAGGACUGACUUAUUGUUGAAGCUCUUAAAUCAUUAUCAAGCCAUCCCCCAUCUACACAAAGUGGUUGUUGUGUGGAACAAUGUUGGGGAGAAGAUACCAGAGGAAAUGUGGAAUUCCCUGGGACCCCAUCCUGUACCUGUUGUCUUCAAAGUGCAGACCAUGAAUCGCAUGAGGAACAGACUCCAGAUCUUCCCUGAACUGGAAACACAAGCUGUUUUAAUGAUGGAUGAUGACACACUGAUUAGUGCCUAUGACCUUGCUUUUGCCUUCUCUGUUUGGAAGCAAUUUCCAGAUCAGAUAGUGGGAUUUGUUCCUAGAAAGCAUGUUUCCAGUUCUUCAAGUAUAUACAGUUAUGGCAGCUUUGAAUUGCAGACACCUGGAUUUGGAAAUGGGGACCAGUACUCCAUGGUUCUCAUAGGAGCAGCAUUCUUUCACAGUGGAUACCUAGAACUCUUUCAAAAGCAGCCUGAUGCUGUUCAUGCUUUGAUAGAUGAAACUCAAAACUGUGAUGAUAUUGUCAUGAAUUUUCUAGUGGCAAAGCAUACUGGAAAGCCUUCAGGAGUGUUUGUGAAACCUGUUGACAUAAGGAAUUUAGAAAAAGAGACUAACAGUGGUUAUUCCGGAAUGUGGCACCGAGCAGAGCACUUGCUACAAAGAUCUUACUGUCUAAAUAAAUUGGUUAAUAUUUAUAACAGUAUGCCAUUAAAAUAUUCUAACAUUAUGAUUUCUCAGUUUGGAUUCCCUAAUUAUGCCAAUCACAAGAAUAAAAUGUAAGCAUGUAUAAUAUAAGGGGUAUAAGUUACACAUCAAACAGUAAAUUCAGAUCAGUGUAAGUUAAAUGCUGAGGGACCAGAAGAAGGCAUGCAUUACUCCAGCUUGUCCUCCUUUACACAUAGCCUCUGAAUUUUGCCCACAGUAUUUUCUUUCCCCAGGGUAAAUUAUUGAGAAAGUUUAAAGAACAGUGUGUGUGUAAUGUUCACUUAUCAUAAAAUCACCUUAAUCUCUUAAUACUUGAGAAGCUGUUAUUGUCAAAAUUACAGGGCCAGAUCUUCAAAAGCAUGUGCAGAAAAAUGCAUAAUCACUUGGUGUGCACAUAUGAAAAACUUAACUUCUAUUUCUUUAGAAUAUAUUUACCCAAUCAAAUGACAUUUUGGCAUAUUUGUGUUGUUUAUAUAUAUAUAUCUUAUGAGACUGUUCUAUUUUUCUCAACAAUUUCUAGUGAAAACUUCUAAGGGUUACACUGAGCUGUUUGCAAGGGUACUAGACUUGGUUAUAAAACUCCUCAAAGCUUGUAUGUUAACUAGUGUUCUUCAGCGUGAAAUGUGCCUGAGGUUCCAAUCAAACCAUAAGCCUAACUAAGUCAUGGAACAAAGAACAGUCUCAGUAUCAAACAUCUCUAGGAGCCUCACCUACAACACUGGCCACUGAGGGGUUAUGGAGCAUGAUGUGGCUGAUGCCGCCUUUUCUCCUAUCAUUACUUUGCCCACAGUCACUGGGACGCUGCUCAGGAACUGAAAGGUAAAAGUUCUAAUUGCUAACUUGGGAAAGAUAAUGAACAUGGAAAGCAUAUAUCAUAAGAAAUGUAGCUUACUCUACCACAUAUGCAGCCAAAAGAGACAGGUGCCAUAUUUGCCAUUUACUACAGCCUUUAGAACUUACUCUUAUAUCUGUAUUUUGCAUGUACAGUAGAACCUCAGAGUUAUAAAUGCCUCAGGAAUGGAGGUUGUUUGUAACUCUAAAAUGUUCCUAACUGAA
Messenger RNA from Chelonoidis abingdonii (Abingdon island giant tortoise), 2630 nucleotides. It is a transcript of the gene EXTL2, whose product is annotated as exostosin like glycosyltransferase 2. Gene Ontology annotation, cellular component: membrane. The record is from RefSeq and is a predicted model, not a curated record. Gene Ontology annotation, molecular function: glycosyltransferase activity. Lineage: Eukaryota; Metazoa; Chordata; Testudines; Testudinidae.